AUGGAGCGUCCCUCUUCGAGCUCCGACGCAGCCUCCAUCCUCUCAGGCUCAACCGUCUUUUCCAAAGAAGCCCAAAUCUCAGUCUCAACCCCGGACUCACCGACAAAAGCCGAAGCAGACACAACUGCAUGUGAUGGCUCUAAGCACCACAAGAGCAUGCGACAGAGAGUCCGCAACGUCGUCGCUGACCUCGGACGUCCACCGACCACAAGAGAUGAUUUGAAGAGCGGUAGCGCGACUCAGAAGCACGUUGAUGUUGGGCCUGCUUCCGGCACGGUUUUGAUGGGCUCGGCAACUGUUUGA
Molecule: messenger RNA, 303 nt
Organism: Fusarium coffeatum
Lineage: Eukaryota; Fungi; Ascomycota; Sordariomycetes; Hypocreales; Nectriaceae
Exons: 1
Coding region: 1-303 (100 amino acids)
Source: RefSeq, a predicted model, not a curated record